This is a messenger RNA of Brienomyrus brachyistius, 3785 nucleotides long. RefSeq names its product NACHT, LRR and PYD domains-containing protein 12-like. Bases 104 to 3085 code for a protein of 993 amino acids. Gene Ontology annotation, molecular function: protein binding. NCBI's taxonomy places the organism in Eukaryota, Metazoa, Chordata, Actinopteri, Osteoglossiformes, Mormyridae. The record is from RefSeq and is a predicted model, not a curated record. The transcript is spliced from 11 exons.
ACUCCUCGAUUGACGAGUUGCGGAAGUACAUGGAGCCUGGUAACUGAAAGUGGAAGUGGAAAGGUUCGAAGACAAUUAAGAAAAGGUAGAACAUACAGGUCAGAUGGAAAGUUCUGAUUCAGCAGUGUCUGGAAGUCAGGCUGAUCAGAGCCAACAGAUGGAUCCAGAGUCUCAGGAAGCCACAGAAGCACCUUCAUCCAGCUCUGAGACCCUCGACACGUCGGAGGGACCUGAGGCCGCGGCCAUCGAAGGGGGCAGUUCUGCUCCUGAAAGUCACAGUGAUGACCAGCAAGAACAGGCAACGGCCAGCGGUCUUUCUGGAGAGAUGGAUCUGUCGUCCCUGUUUCAGAAACUGGAGGACAGUGCAAUGAGUCUCCUGAGGAACGGGCUGCAAAAGUCUAAGCAGUAUCUUAGUGAUGAUUACCCAGCAUCCCCCGAGUCUCCAGAGGAGGACGACGGCAGUUUGGAUGAUGAGGACCAGAUGCAGGAGAGCUCUGCCAGAGAAGGGAUUCAGCUAAUUACGAUGCACAUUCUCAGGAGCAUGAACCAGAAAGACCUUGCCGAUAGACUGGAGAAAAAUGAACUGCAGGUGGCUUGUCAGCGAAAACUCAGACGCAAUCUGAAGAGAAAGUUUGAAUGUAUAUCUGACGCAAAGCCAAAACAUGGAAAUCCAACACCUUUAAACAAGAUUUACACGGAGCUCUACCUAACUGAGGGUGGGAAAGAAGGACUCAGCAACGAGCAAGACAGAAUACAGCAGGAUUCGCAAGAGAGUGAGAUUAAAUGCAAGGACAUUUUUAAGCCUCUGCCACAGCAUGUCUCGCGUAUCAGAACCGUACUGACAAAAGGGGUUUCUGGUGUCGGAAAAACAUCCUCUGUGCAAAAGUUCAUUCUUGACUGGGCUGAAAAGAAAGAAAAUCAAGAUAUCCAUCUCAUAUUUGACCUUCCAUUCCGAGAACUGAACUUGAUAAAUGACAAGGAAUGGAGUUUGAUAGACCUUCUUCAGUAUUUCUUUCCAGAAAUCAAAGUAUUUGGAUCUGUUGAUCUUAGCAGUUACAAAGUGCUGUUCAUCUUUGAUGGCCUGGAUGAGUGUCACCUUCCAUUGGAUUUCCAUAACAAUAGAAAUUGGUUUGAUUUAUCAGAACCAACAUCAUUGGAUGUGCUGUUCACCAACCUCAUUAAGGGGAAUUUGCUUCCCUCUGCUCUCAUCUGGAUAACCUCCCGGCCCGCAGUAGCCAAUCACGUCCCUCCUGAGUUUGUCCAUCGGAUGACAGAGAUACAAGGGUUCACUGACCCUCAGAAGGAAGAGUACUUUACAAGAAGUUUUGGUGAUCACAGAGUGGCCAGCAGAGUUAUCACACAGAUGAAAUCUCUCAGGAGGAUCUACAGUAUGUGCCACCUACCAGCUUUCUGUUGGGUUUCAGCUACUGUCCUUGAGAGGUUGCUUAGUGAAGCAGAUAAGGGUGAGAUCCCUAGAACCCUAACUCAGAUGUACACACAGUUUUUGAUUUUUCAGACAUCUGUAAGAAAUCAGUCGUAUGCCACAGAACAGUUGAGGAGACCAGUCUCAUUUUUUGAACCAGACAAAGAGUUUGUUUUGAAACUGGGGAAUCUAGCUUUCCAUCACCUCCAGAAAGGCAAUGUAAUAUUUCAUGAGGAGCACCUGAGAGAGUUUGGUAUUGAUUUCAGUGAGGUUUCUGCAUUUCCUGGAGUUUGCAAAGAAAUCUUUAAAGAGGAGUUCGGGCUGUAUCACGAAAAGGUAUAUAGCUUUGUACACUGGAGCAUUCAAGAGUACCUCGCUGCUCUGUAUGUGUUUUUGUCGAACGGAAACAAAAAGCCCAUCUUUAGUGACAUGACCUCGGAUGCAGAAAACACAAUGUCUCAGUUGAUGAAAAAUGCAGUGGAUCAGUGUUUACAGAACAAAAAAGGACACUUGGACCUGUUCCUCCGCUUUCUGCUUGGUCUCUCAAUGGACUAUAGUCAAACUGUCCCACAAGGCUUGUUGACACACAUGAGAUGUUCAGAUAACAUGGAGGAAACAGUCCAAUACAUUAAGAAGAAGAUCAGGGAGAAUCUCUGUCCGGAGAGGACUAUCAAUCUGUUUCAUUGUCUGAUUGAAAUGAAUGAUAGUUCUCUGGUGGAGGAGGUCCAGACCUCCUUGAUGUCAGGAAGACUUUCUGCACAACACCUUUCACCCACACAUUGGUCAACUCUGGUUUACCUGUUGCUGCUGUCAGAAGAGACGCCAGAUGUGUUCGACUUGAAGAAAUACAUAAUGUCAGAUGAAGGCCUUCUAAGGCUGCUUCCGGUCCUUGAACCUUCCAGAAUAGCCCAGCUUAGUGGUUGUAACCUCACUGUGGACAGCUGUACAGAACUGGCCUCAGUUAUUAGCUCAAGCUCCACGAGGCUGAGAGAGCUAGAUCUUCGGUACAAUGACCUGCAGGAUUCGGGAGUGAAGCUUCUCUCGACUGGUCUGCAAAAUCCUCUAUGCCGUCUGGAGAAUCUGAGGCUGGCAGGCUGUAAAAUCACAGACAAAGGCUGCACUGCUCUGACUUCAGCUCUGCGCUCGAACCCCUCAAGCCUGAGGGAGCUGGAUCUGAACAACAACUAUCCUGGGGAUUUAGGAGUGCGACUGCUCGCCGCCGUACUGGAGGAUCCGAAGUGCAAACUGCAGAAGCUCUGGCUUUCAGGCUGUGGGAUCAGAGAGGGAGGCUGUGCUUCCCUGACAGCAGCUCUGAGUUCAAACCCCUCACACCUGAGAGAGCUGGACUUGAGUUAUAACCCUCUAGGCUGUUCAGGAGUGAGACUCCUCUCUGCCGUACUGGAGAAACCUGACUGCAAGCUGAUGAAGCUCAGAUUGUCAUUGUGUGGAGUGGCAGAGGGAGGCUGUACUUCACUGGCUUCCGCGCUUCGCUCGAACCCGUCACACCUGGAGGAGCUGGAUCUGAGCACCAAUCGCCCUGGAGACUCGGCAGUGAAGCUGCUCUCUGCUUUGCUGGAAGAUCCCAACUGUAGACUGGAGAAACUAAAGAUCUUCCCUCGGCUUGACAGUUCGGCAGGUGCUCAGCCCCCAUCAGCUCUGUGAAAGAUCUCAGUCGACCGUUUUCACUAUUAGUUUGGCGCCUCUGUCGGGAGGAGGAGUGUGAUGUCAUUGCAUUGCGGCACACAAUACACAUCCGCAAGCUAGAUGAGAUCAUUUCAAAAAGGACAGGGCGACUGAAGAUUUUAUAUAAAUCCCGUUCGACCCAAGGAUUGCUGGUCUGGAGUGCCUCAACUGUUCUGCCAGAGAAGAUGGGAAUUCUCAGGCUAAAUAAACAGGAACACACAUUCUACCAAAUUAGGUUUGGGGUUUUUAGAAAGCCUGUAACAGAAUAUAUGCUUACGCUUUAUGGGCUGGCCGCAUGUUAUCCAGGACUUCAAGAUGAAGAACAAGGCUUCCUGUUAUUUAAGUGGUUGUCAGGUGAAUAAAGGAACUGGUACCGUUAAAUCUAUGACAUCGUAAUUGAAAUCUCCAUUUGAAAUCGAUUAAAGCUAUUUAAUGGAGAUGAGUCACGUGUCAUUUUGAAAUAGAAAUUCUUUGCUCUUUGUAUAAUCUAGUACCGUCUCUUGACGCUAGGCGUUGGUGUGCAGGCUUCUUAAUGUCAUACUUUAAAUCUGUUUUCCAAUCCAAUUACUUUGUGCAUAUUUGCAUGUGCACGCUUUCCUUUGCAUGUGUUCAUUUUUCUCACUGUGGAAAACAAACUGGACUGCACAAGGGCCUUUAGAAAUAAAGGUGCAAAAUCAAA